Messenger RNA from Anthonomus grandis grandis, 729 nucleotides. RefSeq names its product protein spire-like. NCBI's taxonomy places the organism in Eukaryota, Metazoa, Arthropoda, Insecta, Coleoptera, Curculionidae. Gene Ontology annotation, biological process: establishment of meiotic spindle localization; actin nucleation; Golgi vesicle transport. The coding region runs from base 1 to 729 and encodes 242 amino acids. The transcript has 4 exons. Gene Ontology annotation, molecular function: actin binding. Gene Ontology annotation, cellular component: cell cortex; cytoplasmic vesicle membrane. The record is from RefSeq and is a predicted model, not a curated record.
AUGAUAACCGACGAUUUCAACAAUAUCUCACAGACACAUCACGAAACAGACGAUGAAGGCAUCGAAAGGGAUUCAGAAGAGCAUUUUGAAGCGGGUACUUCGAAGUGUAACGGCGAACAAAAUCGGGUUCCUUUGACGGAAGUUAUUAGCAGAUGCGAGGCGCAUUUGGGCACCCUCACAAAAGCCCAAGCGGAAGCUCACUAUAAAGCCGUAGUGAGAGCUUUAGUGGCCGAGGCCAUAGAACUGUCAACUUUCUUGGAAAAGGUCGCUCAGGGCACAAUCGGGUUACCGUCGAGCUCAACAAACUCGAACUUGGACGAACUGAAGUUCACCGAUUGGGCCAAGUUUUGGGUUCAAGUAAUGGGGGAAUUGAGAACAGGGGUCAAGUUGAAGAAAGUGAACUAUAGCAAGGCCCCGAUAGAGUAUGAGCUGACUCCUUAUGAAAUACUCAUGAAAGAUAUCAGGAAUUGCAAAUACAAUUUAAGGAAGAUUAUGGUUAACGGGGAUAUUCCCAAUAGGGUGUCCAAAGAUGCUCAUGCUAUCAUUUUAGAUUUUAUCAGGUCUAGGCCGCCGUUACGUAAAGCGGCCGACCGAAAACUGCCUCCACAGCCAAGAGUCGCUUUAACGCCCAGGGAACAACUUUUACUGUCUAUUAAGAAGGGACGAAAGUUACGACCCGUUCCAAUGCCAAGGUAUGAAGUUUAUUUAGAUUACUCCAUUAAAAAAUGA